UUCAGUUUACAACAAUUUAAAUUUCAAAGAUUGUAUUGCCUUCAACGGUUUGUGAUGAAUGUUUGACUGUGAAUUAAUUGACUUUGCUAUGGUUUUUAAUAAGAGAGAUUUAACGAAGGCAUUUUCACCAAAUAAAGUUAAAAAAUUCGCGAAAACACGAGCUUGUGCGAAUGGAACGAAUCCGAGUACGAGUGGAAGCACAGUUUCAUCCGUGCAAACAGAAACUGGUUCGCAAACGAGUAUUAAGGUAAUAGUAAGGAUUCGGCCACAAAAUCAACGCGAGAUCCAGGGCAAUUGCAAAGCUGCUGUAAAAACUGUCGAUGAUAAAAUGCUAAUUUUCGAUCCAAAAGAAGAGGAUAAUCCCUUUUUUUAUCAUGGCGUUGCUCAGAAAGGUCGAGACUUGCUUAAGAAACAAAAUAAGGAGCUACAGUUCAUCUUUGACAAGGUCUUCGAUAUGACGUCCAGUAACAGUGACCUGUUCGAAGGUAGCACCAAAGAUUUGAUCACCAACCUUUUGGAUGGUUACAAUUGUUCUGUAUUCGCGUACGGUGCAACCGGUGCUGGAAAGACUCAUACGAUGCUUGGCAGUACCGAAGAUCCCGGUAUUACGUAUCGGACAGUUGCUGAAUUAUUCUUACAAAUAGAGAAGCAAGGGGAACAUCGUGAAUUUAAUUUGGGUGUAACGUACUUGGAAGUUUAUAAUGAAAAUGUACAAGAUCUUCUCCAUAAAUCUGGACCUUUACAUUUGAGGGACGACGGCAGAUGCGGAGUAAUCGUGGCUGGUCUUAAAAUAAUAACUAUCAACAGCGCCGAAGAAUUGUUGACACUUUUAGCAAAGGGUAAUAGAAAUCGUACACAGCAUCCCACCGAUGCAAACGAGGAAAGUAGCAGAAGUCACGCUGUCUUUCAGGUUUAUAUUAACAUUACGAACAAAUUAGAUGGACAAAUGCGACAAGUAAAAUUAUCUAUGAUCGAUUUAGCAGGAUCCGAAAGAGCAUCCGCCACGGGGUGUAAAGGUGCAAGAUUCAAAGAAGGUGCAAAUAUUAACAAGUCUUUACUGGCUCUUGGAAAUUGUAUCAAUAAUUUGGCCGACGGUGCAAAACAUAUAACGUAUAGAGAUUCCAAAUUGACGCGACUAUUGAAAGAUUCGUUAGGUGGAAAUUGUCGAACGGUUAUGAUUGCAAAUAUAGCGCCUACUAGUUUAAGUUACGAAGAUACCUACAACACCUUAAGAUAUGCGAACAGAGCAAAGAAAAUUAAGUCCAAUAUAAAGAAAAACAUUAUGUCUUGCGAAAUGCAUGUAACAGCAUAUAUAAAAAUGGUGGAAGAACAAAAGAAGGAGAUAAACUACCUGAAACAAAAGUUAUCGGCAGUGGAAAAUGGGUCACCACGUAUAUUAUCGUCUAUUGGAAGUAUUAAGAUCGAUGACGAGAAAAACAAAUACAGGUCAACAGUUAAGAACGCAUUGAUCGAUCUACUGCAAAAAAAGAAGGUUCUGAAUGAAAAGAUUCUCUCUUUGGAAAGCGCUUACAAAAUAUUGUGCUUUAGAAUUCAAUACAAAAAAGCAGCAGACGAAAGAUUACACAAUUUGACAACAGCUGUAAACGUCUUAACUUCCGAAGAACAAAACGCUAGCGGUAAAUCGCGUAUUAAUAAAUCUAUGCAUUACUUUGAACGACAACGAGAUUCUUUGAAAGUACAAAUGGAGGCAGUAUGGGAAGAAUUGUGUUCGAUAGAAACAGAAUUACAGAAACUGAGCGCAGAAAUAAAGUCGAAGAAACUUGAAAACCUAGAUGAUUUAAUCGCGUUAAGAUCAUCCGAAAUAGAACAGACUAGAUUGCAGCAGCAGUAUGAACACGCAAAGAAAGUGAGCAAUCUUCAGCAAUGCGAAAUGCAGUCGCAUUAUUCGAUUAUUAAAGUGAUGAGCGCAACUCUGCAAAAUUAUUAUAACAUGAUGAGCGGCUACGGGACAAUGACGGACACAAUGAAAGAAGAAUUUAAACAAUUAAUUAAAUUAUUGGAAGGAGUAAGAAACAUUAAAUGGUCGGACAUGGAAACGAUCAACGACCAAGAACACUUCUACAAUUUGACCUGUUUAAGCGUAUCCCAUUUGAUAGAACCGCUCAAGAGCAACGUACCGUUAUAUUCAUUGUGUUCUUCGGCUAACGAGAAUCAAAAUAAUUGUAACAAUGAUGGUUUAAAUGCAACAUUUAACGCAUCGGAGAAUAUUCCCGAAACGCAUAAUUCAACUAUUACAUUGUUAGGAGAUUCAAACAUGAAUAUCGACAAAGGUACAGAAUACGGGGAAAAUAAUGAAGAACGUAACGAUGUAAUUUGUAUGCCUCAAAAGACCAAAAAGCGAGUUCUGUCCGACAAGAAUUGCAUAAAUUUGGCGAAAACGCCUAUAAAACAACCAAGAAAGAUAUCCCCGACGUACAAGAUUUCGCUGGUUAGGACGGGAAUGAAGGCAAAGGAAAAUAUUCAUGUCCAAAAGCCACAUAUAGGAAUGAGUGCAAAAAGUAUCGAGAUAUUGAAUAAAUUAAAAGUAGAUAAAGUUAAAAAGAAUAACGUUGAUAUGAAUACGACAGAUGGAGUACUAAAACUGGUAAGAGAGAAAGAAAGGCGUGGAUUGAUGACCACGCAUCCGUAUCAAAAGUCAAAUGUAAAAAAGAAAAUUGUUCCAACCCCGUCUUCGUCUGGAGUACCAUAGUAGCGUAAUAAAAAUAAAAUAUUUAGAUAUAAGUUUAUUUAUAUAUAUAUGCGAAUAAAAUGUGCAGAGAACUGAUUAAAUAUUAUAUUUACAAUUA
Molecule: messenger RNA, 2807 nt
Organism: Hylaeus anthracinus
Lineage: Eukaryota; Metazoa; Arthropoda; Insecta; Hymenoptera; Colletidae
Gene: Klp67A
Product: kinesin-like protein KIF18A
Exons: 2
Coding region: 59-2710 (883 amino acids)
Biological process (GO): microtubule-based movement
Molecular function (GO): microtubule motor activity; ATP binding; microtubule binding
Source: RefSeq, a predicted model, not a curated record